Messenger RNA from Coffea eugenioides, 690 nucleotides. RefSeq names its product isocitrate dehydrogenase [NADP]-like. Gene Ontology annotation, molecular function: isocitrate dehydrogenase (NADP+) activity. NCBI's taxonomy places the organism in Eukaryota, Viridiplantae, Streptophyta, Magnoliopsida, Gentianales, Rubiaceae. Gene Ontology annotation, cellular component: mitochondrion. Gene Ontology annotation, biological process: isocitrate metabolic process. The transcript is spliced from 7 exons. The record is from RefSeq and is a predicted model, not a curated record. The coding region runs from base 262 to 690 and encodes 142 amino acids.
GGUAGUGUCGUGACGUGACCAACCGCUCCCCUCGCUCGCCCACCAAUAAAAUUUUAAGACAGCACUUAAAUUGGAGCUGAUUUUCCUUUCCUUUUCCCACCCCUCUUCGGCUCAUAUUCAUUUCUCCAACUCAGGGUCCCGGAUUUCUCGCCGGCGGAGAUUUUCUCGCUAAUCUCCGCUUCCCCCGUUCCUUGCGACUCAAACCCAUCUUAUAUAUCUAGCUCUUUCAUCAGAUAAGCUCGCAAGAACAAAACAAAGAAAAUGGCGUUCGAGAAGAUCAAGGUUGCCAACCCCAUCGUCGAGAUGGACGGAGAUGAAAUGACCAGAGUCAUUUGGAAAGCAAUCAAGGAUAAGCUCAUUCUCCCUUUCCUGGAGUUGGAUAUUAAGUAUUUUGACCUUGGACUUCCUCACCGUGAUGCCACUGAUGAUAAAGUUACAGUUGAAAGUGCAGAAGCUACUCUGAAGUACAAUGUGGCAAUCAAGUGCGCAACCAUCACACCUGAUGAAGCUCGUGUGAAGGAGUUUGGUUUGAAGGCUAUGUGGAAGAGCCCAAAUGGCACAAUCAGGAAUAUUUUGAAUGGCACGGUCUUUAGAGAGCCAAUUCUCUGCAAAAAUAUUCCCCGGCUUGUUCCAGGAUGGAACAAGCCAAUAUGCAUUGGAAGGCAUGCAUUUGGAGAACUUUGCUUUUGA